Colletotrichum paranaense is the source of this 873-nucleotide messenger RNA. RefSeq lists its product as uncharacterized. The transcript has a single exon. The coding region runs from base 1 to 873 and encodes 290 amino acids. NCBI's taxonomy places the organism in Eukaryota, Fungi, Ascomycota, Sordariomycetes, Glomerellales, Glomerellaceae. The record is from RefSeq and is a predicted model, not a curated record.
AUGGCACCGAAAUCAGACCCGUUCCCAGGCUUCACGGCCAUCACCGACCAAAUUUUCUUUCGGGAGGGCGAACCAGUAACAGAGGGCACGCAGCCAUCAGCAGAUCACCCAAGGGUCGUCAUCAUUUACAGCUGGGGCGACGCCAUACCAAAACACGUCUCCAAAUACGCCGAUGGAUUCCGCACACUCUUUCCGCACGCAAAACAGAUCGCCGUGCUUUCGCCCAUCGUCAAAGCCAUGAGAGAGGACCUUCAGACCCGCUCCAACAACAUGAAGCCCAUCAUCGAAGCCGCCUAUCCCUCGACAACGUCCGGAACACCAGACCCCAACGAAGAUGCGGUCCUCAUGCAUGUCAUGUCCAACACGGGCGGCAUCAACUACGCUGGAACGCUGCACGCCUACCAAGAGAGAUUCGGUCGCCCCAUGCCGCAUCGCCUGUCUAGCUACGACUCGACGCCCGGCAGCGUGAUCAUGACCUGGAACAACCUCAAGCGCUGGUCUCUGGCUAUGACCCUUGGCACCGCUGGUUGGUUUCCCUGGCCGUUCGUUGUGACACAGUGCAUCAUGGGCGUCUUCCUCCUUCUGAAUCACAGCUUCGAGCACCUCACCGGCCGGGAAAGCGCGCCUGUCUUCAGCGUCGCGGCCAUUGGCGACACGAAGUAUGUUUCCAAGGGAUCACGCAAACUGUAUCUGUAUAGCAAGGAGGAUCCGCUCAUUGGCUGGGAGGAUAUCGAGGAGAAUAUGGCCGAGUCGAAGGGCAAGGGCUACGCCUAUGAUGCGGUGCGUUUCGAUGGCAGUGGCCAUGUUGGGCAUAUGCGGAUGCAUCCUGACCAGUACUGGAACGCUAUUGCAUCGGCUUGGAAAGAAACGUGA